GCGCACAGCACUUUGGCGAUUGCCCUGAAUCGCCUUGGCGGCUUCUCCAACACCGGGGAGGGUGGAGAGGAUCCUGCGAGGUACGAACCCUUGCCAAACGGGGACUCUCUCAAGUCCGCCAUCAAACAGGUGGCCUCAGGCCGGUUCGGGGUGACUAUGGAGUAUUUGUCCAACGGCUUGGAGCUGCAGAUCAAGAUGGCCCAGGGAGCUAAGCCCGGAGAGGGCGGCGAGCUGCCGGGGAAGAAGGUCCAGGGGGGCAUUGCCAAGACCCGGAACUCCACACCGGGGGUAGGCCUCAUCUCGCCGCCCCCGCACCACGACAUCUACUCAAUCGAGGACUUGGCGCAGCUCAUCUUUGACCUGAAGAACUCCAACCCGGAUGCUGGAGUCAGUGUGAAGUUGGUCAGCGAGAUUGGGGUGGGCGUAGUGGCAACAGGGGUUGCAAAGUGCAAGGCGGACCACAUUUUGAUCAGCGGCUGUGACGGUGGCACUGGCGCCUCCAAGUGGACUGGCAUCAAGCAUGCUGGCGCGCCUUGGGAGAUCGGCCUGGCAGAGACCCAUCAGACUCUAGUGCUCAACGGCCUCCGGGGCCGCGUGACCUUGGAAACGGAUGGCCAGUUGCGCACGGGCCGGGAUGUGGUCAUUGCGGCCCUGCUGGGCGCGGAGCGAUUUGGCUUUGCCACUGCCCCGCUCAUCGCUAUGGGCUGCAUCAUGAUGCGCAAGUGCCACCUCAACACUUGCCCCGUAGGCAUUGCCACCCAGGACCCUGUGCUGCGGAAGAAAUUCGAAGGGCUUCCCGAGCACGUUGUGAACUAUCUCCUGCUCGUUGCUGAAGAGGUGCGAGUGCUCAUGGCCAAGAUGGGCUUCCGGAACAUGGACGAGCUCAUUGGCCACGCCGAGGUGCUGCGCUCGGACCCUGCCAACCGCAUGGGCCCGCUCCAGCUGGAGCCCAUCCUGGCGCCAGCCCACCAGCUGCCGGACGCGGGGAAAAUGGGAAAGGUGGAGAACCGGAAGCUUUACGGCCAAGAGCACUUCAUGGUCCUGCAGAGGAUGAUUGACCGAACUCUCGUCGAGGACUGCAAGAUGACUUUCCGCUAUGGCGAGCGGUCCUAUGUGGAGUACAACCAGCUGAACAACGCCGACCGCACUUGCGGGACCUUGCUGUCUCACGAGAUUUUCAAGCGAUGGGGGUCCAGUCUUCCUCCUGGCACCUGCCAUAUGAAGCUCUUCGGCACCAGCGGCCAGUCCUUCGGCGCUUUCGCUGUGAAGGGCGUGUUGUUGGAGUUGGAGGGCGACUCCCAGGACUACUUUGGCAAGGGUCUGAGCGGGGGCGCGCUCGCCAUCUACCCUUCGCGCAAGGCCAUUGCUGCGGGCUUUGAGUCGGAGAAGAACAUCAUCAUCGGCAACACAGCCCUCUAUGGCGCCACUGCCGGGGUUUGCUUCGUCAACGGCAUCGCGGCUGAGCGCUUCGCAGUGCGCAACUCCGGUGUGUGGGCCGUGGUGGAGGGCGCUGGCGACCACUGCUGUGAGUACAUGACAGGUGGCCGCGUGUGUGUUCUUGGAGGUGUUGGAGACAACUUCGGAGCAGGCAUGAGCGGCGGAGUCACCUGGGUCUGGGAUCCGACGAAGUCCUUUGAGGGCAGAAAGACUUUCGAGGAGUUGGAAGUCGCACGAGUGAACAUAGCAAAGCCUUUGGCAGAAUACUUGGAUGAGCAGAAGGAUCUUCAGUCCCUUCUGGAGGCACACAAGAGCUGGACGAACAGCAAGAGGGCGACGGAGAUCCUGGAGAGAUGGCCUGACUCCGCUAGCGAGUUCGUUCGCGUGUUCCCCAAGGACUUCAAGUUGGCCGUGAAAACUGCCCUUGAGCGUGGCGAAUUCUCGCCUAUAGGCACCAUGCGGGAGUACCUUCCUGCCCAAGAGAUUACCCUCGACAAUGUGCGCAAGCAGCGCAUCCGGAAGCAGCCUAAGGUGCGCAAGAGCUCCAUGGAGGAUAUCGCCGCCGAAGCGAAGAGCUUGGACAUCGAGGACAUGGCCGCAUUCCAAAAGACAACGAAGGGGAACCGGCCGAAGAAGAUUGAAGACAACAAGCUGGUGGCAAGCACCAACCGAGGCUUUCUGGAGGUGGACCGUGGCGACCUGCCCAAGCGAGGAGUCUCAGAGCGCGUGGCAGACUUCCAGGAAAUUUUGGCGAAGAAGGAUGAGGUGGAGGUGCAGACGCAGGCUGCAAGAUGCAUGGACUGCGGAACGCCUUUCUGCCACCAGAGCGUCACCGACAAAUCGGGGUGCCCCUUGGGCAACCUGAUUCCAGAGUGGAAUGACCUUGUGCGCAAGGGCGCCUGGUACGAUGCCUUCAAGCGCCUUAUGUCCACUAACAACUUCCCGGAGUUCACUGGCCGCGUUUGCCCCGCGCCCUGCGAAGGCCGUCAGCAUCAAGUCUGUGGAGCUGACCAUCAUCGACAAGGCCUACGAGAUGGGCUGGAUGAAGCCAGCCCCGCCAGCCGUCCGCUCGGACAAGAGGGUGGUCAUUGUGGGCUCUGGGCCUUGUGGCCUGGCGGCUGCUGA
This is a messenger RNA of Effrenium voratum, 2562 nucleotides long. The record is from the annotation of a GenBank genome assembly. Lineage: Eukaryota; Dinophyceae; Suessiales; Symbiodiniaceae.